Prorocentrum cordatum is the source of this 778-nucleotide messenger RNA. NCBI's taxonomy places the organism in Eukaryota, Dinophyceae, Prorocentrales, Prorocentraceae. The record is from the annotation of a GenBank genome assembly.
ACCCACCCGUCCAGCGAUCCAACCCCCCUUUCCUCCUCCUUAUGGCGUGUAAGCCGCCGCGAGAGCCUCGCGGAGCUGGAGGCAAACGCGCAGCGCUGGCAGCCGCGGAGGGCCCGCCCGCGACCUCGAGCUGGACGCGCAGGCCUGAGCCGAGGGGCCGCGAGGCGGCGCAGGCAGGGCCUCCGCCGCGGGAGAAGAGACAGGAUGUCUUCCGCACCGAGAGAGCGGAGCAGCGCGAGGCGGCAAGCGGGAACCCACCGCAGCAGGACGAUAACAGGAUCGCGGACCUAGCAUACCACCUCAUCCAGACCGCGACCAGGCCGUUCGACAACCACCUGCAGAGCCCAGAGCCCGCGCCACUCGAGGACCAGCUGAACAUAGACAAGGUAAGUACACGAACCCGAACGGUGUCCAGCAGAACAUCGACAAGGUAAGGUACACGAGCGUCCACGAGGGCAACCUGCUGAACAUAGACAAGUUGAAGUACACGGAAGCCUUGGGCGGUGGGAGACUGACUGUACCUAACCCGCCGUCCGAGGAAACGAACCGACGUGACCACCUCCGCUACGAGAAGCGCCACUCGCUGAUGGAGCUGGUCGAGCUGGCGCGUAAGCCGCUGGCUGUCGCAGAGGGCCCGCCCGCGACCUCCAGCUGGCCGUGAAGGCAUGAACCGAGGGUCCGCGCGGCGGCGCAGGCGGGGCCUCCGCCGCAGGAGAGACAGGCGCCAUCGGCGCCCAGGGAAGACCUGCGGAUGAGCUCCUCCUCGUCCUCCCCCUCC